Messenger RNA from Oryzias latipes (Japanese medaka), 2428 nucleotides. It is a transcript of the gene wrnip1, whose product is annotated as WRN helicase interacting protein 1. Gene Ontology annotation, cellular component: nucleus. Gene Ontology annotation, molecular function: ATP binding; ATP hydrolysis activity; DNA binding. Gene Ontology annotation, biological process: DNA-templated DNA replication; DNA synthesis involved in DNA repair; DNA repair. The record is from RefSeq and is a predicted model, not a curated record. Lineage: Eukaryota; Metazoa; Chordata; Actinopteri; Beloniformes; Adrianichthyidae.
GAAUUUAAUGUGAAAUGAAAAACGUAACAUGUAUCAUUACAUUGUUUAAACUUUAUACCAGCCUCAGCAUUCUGGCUUAUUAUUUUUAUUUGUAUUUAUUUUUUUGGGGGGUGUUCUUUUUUUAACCUAAAUAUUUUUUUAAAAAUGUAUUCGAAAUGUGUCUAAUAUUAGAAUUGUAAAAAAUCUAUUCCGAAAAAGCUUCAAACUGAAAUUGAUACGUCAUCUUUGUUUUGGUCACGUGACCUCGGGUCAAACCGCACCUCGCGGGAAUCAACAUGGCGGCUGCGGAGUCAGUUCGAUGCCCCGUUUGUUUUAAAGACUUCACAAACGAGGACAUUAACGGACAUCUGGACGCAUGUCUGCUGGAGGGUGCGUCAGACUGCAGUCCGUCCUCAACGGUCGAGACCGGACCUCCCGAAGCCAAGAAAUGCCGCACAGGAGCAGACCCUGUCAACCAACCGGGCUCCUCCUCCUCCUCCUCCUCCUCCAUGGCGGACUCGCAGUCCUCGGUGGUGUUUUCCCUGUUUCAGACCAAUAAGGGGAAACUGCGCGCUAGAGAACCGAGUGAUGGGGUUUCCAGUCAACAAAAGAGUCCCACCGCUCCUGCUCUCAACCGGGGGCUGAAGCGUCCGCUGAGGGAGACGUCAAGGACCCCGCAGAGGAGCCAGCUCCCGGACGCUGGGAUUUCUAAGGCCCCCAUGGAGCCGCUGCUGUCCCGGGCGUUGUUCGCAUCGAACAAGCCUCUGGCGGAGGCACUGAGACCGAACACUCUGGAGGAGUACUUCGGUCAAAGUAAAGCUGUGGGCCAGCAAACCCUCCUCCGGUCACUCCUGGAGUCGCAGGAGAUCCCGUCUGUGAUCCUGUGGGGUCCACCGGGAUGCGGGAAGACCACUUUAGCCCACAUAAUUGCCAGUGCCAGUAAGAAGAAUGGAACGGCUCGUUUUGUCACUUUGUCUGCCACCAGUGCGUCCACCAGCGAAGUCCGGGAGGUGAUCAAACAGGCGCAGAACGAGCUCCGCCUCUGCAAGAGGAAGACGAUCCUUUUCAUUGAUGAAAUUCAUCGCUUUAACAAGUCCCAGCAGGACACCUUCCUUCCACAUGUGGAGUGUGGGACAGUCACUCUCAUUGGAGCAACCACCGAAAACCCAUCCUUCCAGGUGAACGCAGCGCUGCUGAGCAGGUGCAGAGUACUGGUUCUGGAGAAGCUGUCGGUGGAGGCCAUGAGCUCCAUCCUCAACAGGGCAAUCGCCAUGCUGGGGAUCAAGAUUGGAGGGCAAGAUUCCAACAACCUGAAGGAUGGAGACCAGACUGACGGAUCCGAGGCACAGGUGUACAUUGAACAAAAAGCUCUGGACACCAUAGCGUUUCUCUGCGAUGGCGAUGCAAGAAUAGGGCUGAACAGUCUGCAGCUGGCUGUGCAGGCUCAGACCAGCUUACAAAAACAACAAGAGGUUGUAGUGACAGAGGAGCACAUCAAGGAGGGGCUCCAGAGGUCCCAUAUCCUCUAUGAUAAAGCUGGUGAGGAACAUUACAACUGUAUCUCAGCCCUGCAUAAGUCCAUGAGAGGCUCCCACGAGAACGCCUCCCUCUACUGGUUGGGGCGCAUGCUGGAAGGCGGCGAGGAUCCUCUCUAUGUGGCUCGCAGACUCAUCCGCUUCGCCAGUGAGGACGUGGGUUUGGCCGAUCCUGCUGCCCUCACGCAAGCCGUGUCUGCCUUCCAAGCCUGCCACUUCCUUGGGAUGCCUGAAUGUGAGGUGAUCUUAGCUCAGUGUGUGAUCUACCUGGCACGAGCACCCAAGUCUGUGGAGAUCUACCAAGCAUAUAGCAACGUAAAAGCCUGUUUGAGAAACCACAAAGGGCCCCUUCCCUCCGUCCCACUGCACCUCCGCAAUGCCCCAACCAAGCUGAUGAAGCAGCUGGGCUAUGCAAAGGGCUAUAAGUACAACCCAGCAUUCAGCCGUCCUGUAGAACAGGAGUACUUACCUGAGGAGCUCCGCGGGGUGAACUUCUUCACCUGGAAAGGCUCCCAUCCAUGAACACAUGGAUGCUGCUGAAGGAAAAGUGCCUUUUGGUUUCACAACUCAUUUAGCUCAACUGACACACAACAGGUUUUAGUCAGUUUGUCAGUUUGUUUUCAUCAACUUUGUCUUCUCAACAGUCUUUCAGAUUAAAAUGUUCUGUCCUAACUCUAAAGAUAAUUAUUUUUUUACUCGUUUUAUGUUUCAGAGAUAUAAUUUUAUUAAAGAAAAAAGUUUUAUAGUUUAUUGAUUGUUCAUUUGAUUGAUUGUGGUUUGAAUUUUGGUUAAUUGUCAAAGGAAAAAAGGAUUUUUUUUUCAUCUUUAUGUGAAGAUGGUUGACUUGACUUCUUACUGAUCAUUGCACCAGUUAAGGAGAAGGGGGGGGGGGGGGGGGGGACGUACAAAAACUU